Molecule: messenger RNA, 4483 nt
Organism: Rhineura floridana
Lineage: Eukaryota; Metazoa; Chordata; Lepidosauria; Squamata; Rhineuridae
Exons: 5
Coding region: 586-1488 (300 amino acids)
Source: RefSeq, a predicted model, not a curated record
UCCGAGAACUUGGUAGAAGAUGCAUAAAUCCACUAUUUUCUGAGGGACUGAUACUAGAAAAUAGUAAUGGUGUGGCACUGGAAUUGUGGCAGUGACUACUGAUCCAGAAGUAUGAUUGUUCUUUUUUCUCCAUAACUGAGAGGAUUGACAGUUUCUAGUCCAAGGAAGAUAUCCAGCCAAUGCAUAAACAGCCGAGUGUGUCAAACAAGUUUCAUUUUCAAGACUUCAUUUCUACUUCCUCAUGAAUAGUCUGUUUUUGCUAUUGUAGUUUACAAACAGAAUUACAAGGCUAUGGCAAAACUGGGAAGGGUCAUCUAGAAGGUUUUUGUCUAGUCUCUUUAUCUCUGCAACCCAAGGGCCUCUGGUAAGCUAGAUUACAUUUGUGUUUCCUGUUACUAUAGAGAUCUCCAUGGGCUUUGCCCAACCCUGCAUUGAACAUAUCCCAAGUAACUAAACAAACAGAAACAUGCCAAGGCAAAGUAUCUGUCACUCUGAAGAGCUACCAGUAAGUACGACCAUCAAUACCUUCUUCAUCUUUGGUAAAAAAGGUAAUGCACAUUGACAGGGGAAAACAAACAACUUGUAAUGGACAAAAGAACAUACCAUGUUUGCCUUGUAGUCUCUAUCAUAGUGCAGGCAGUUCCACUUCAGGUUACAGACUACUUGCCAUUAAGGAAUGAAGACAUGCCAAACAAAGUGACCACUCAUGAAGCAAGAACUGCUAUCACAUCCAGGACUGGAAGGCCGACCAUAUCCAGUAAAGCAGGCAACUUCACUAUAUUGUAUAAUACAAGUAACAGCUGGAAUACAUUUGCCACAACAGUGAAAACUACCAACUUUCCUACACCUCCACAAAGCACCCAUUCUCCUCAUACAGAAGGUAGCAGUCCAUCAGAUAUCACUGCUGAAACCCAAACUGAGAUGACAAUUACAACUGAGUCAUUCUUCAGUAAUUCUACAUAUCAAGCCACUGUUAAAGAUUUCAAAGUCACAACUCCAGCUAUCAUAUUAAAACCGACCAUGCAACCCUCUAGAACUGCACCACUAAUCAGCAAGGUCUUGCUUUCAGUUUCAGCAGUUCAGUUUCCAGUGGAAGGAGCUCGUUUGAACAAUUCAGAGGCCAUCCUAACAAUUGGCUUUUCCAUUGUUCUUGCACUGACAAUUCUCGGAUUCAUUGUAUACAUUUUCACUAAAUAUAGAAAGAGAAGGGAUCAGUUUUCCCAUCAUCCACUCUAUGAUGCCUCUUCUGAAACAGUGGACAGAUAUGCUACCCCAGAUGACACACUUGUAAUAUCAGGAGGCUUAUAUGAUGCACCUAGAAUUUAUAAUUCCAGCAUGACAGUGUAUGAAGAUGAUGAGCUUCAAACUGAUCAGUUACCAUUUAGUGCUCAACCUGGACAAUUCAGACUGAAAUUUUUGCCUGGUGAAAAAGAAAUGGACCUUUCCUCAAGUUAUGAAACAUUUCAGCUGCCACUAGGGAGCUUAUAAUUGUUGAGAUCUUUUAAAGUGGCUUAAAUAUCUGAACAACUGUGCUUAUGAAGAGUAUAAUCCAGCUCAAUACAAAUAAGAAAAUAAAAUUAAGGAAGUAGGCUUAUUUUAAAAACAAAGAAUGCUUUCAGCCAUUAUUUGCUUCACAACAAUGAAUGGUAUUUUAUUUCACUGGUAAUAUGUGCAAAAUUAAAUAACAAACCUUUUCUGAGUCAUUCUUUCACCAACCUUACAUUUCUUAUUCUUAUCUGUUUAUAUUAACUUACAUAUGCAAAUGAGCAUGCAGGAGAGGAUUUUCUUCUCUUACCCCUGCUGGUUCUCAGCAUAGAUUGCAGUGAACUAGAUGUCAUUGCUUUCAACUACAGCCCUGUGCAAGUCUACCAUAUAUGCACCUAGCUAACCUUUUCCUCUCUAGGGCCCUGUGCAAAAAUUACUUUUACUCUAGAUCCAGCAAGGGAGAGGAUGGGAAGAAAGAGGGCUCUACUGAGCCCUACACUGAUUCUUUCCCACACAUACAGCUGUACUUGCAGGGGGUAGAACUUGGGGAAGUUUAUAAUAUUUAAAUUACUCCAAUAUUUCCUGCCUUUUCAACAGACUUGGGAUACACAAUUUUCAAAAUAAACGUUACCAGAACAAAAUAUAACAAAGGUUCAGAAUUCAAAUAUAGUAAUGUGUUAAACCAUAAUUUCUAUAAUACAAGCAAGUUUAUGUAAAAAGUUUUCCAGCUUCUUUCAUUUUUUCCCUUCUAUCCGUUUUGGAGAUUGCUGUCCAUCCAGCUUCACGCAUCUUUCUCAAAGUUGCAAGUUUUACUGAAGAUCCAGGAGUUUUCAGAGGUGGUGGUAUUUGAACCUAUACACAAAAUUGAAAAUCUCAAUUUUAUUAGCAUGGCCCUUGUGAUAUUUAUUUUGGCUUUCAGUAAAAUUAUGAAGAUACCUUUUUUGGUGUCGUAACACAUAGGCGAGAAGUUUGUGGAUAAUCCUUAUACAGUUUUUUAAACAUUUCUUCCUGUGACACGAUACUCUUGAAAAGAAAGUAAUUUUAAAAAGUAAAUAGUAACAUCUACAUCUUUACUUCGAUUUUUCAUUACAACAGGGAAAAACUAUUUCAUUACAUACAUCCAACUUAAGAAUAAUGAAAAAUAUGACUUUUAAAGUGCUAGAGGACGUAGUUUACAGAUAUUUGUGUGUAUUAUUAUGCUAUGCACAUAUAGAAAGUACUGUGCUAGAUGGAUUAUGUUUGACUUGAUAUAAGACAGCUUCUUAUGCCUUAUGUUAUUGCUAUGCAUGUAGGUCCAGGUCCAGGAAAUAAAGAGAAGAAUGCUGAAAGCUGGGAAUAACUAAGAACUGGGGUACAGCCUUAGGUUAGGGUUGUACAAGUUGAAAUUUAUACAGGAUUAGUGGCUAUGUUGUCUGCUUUCAGAAGACUGCUUGCUGCAAUAGGCUCCGUAUGUAUAUAUGUAAACAAACAAUUAUUACAAGAAUGUCAUGAAUCUCCAGGCCCCUUCAUAAAAAGGAAAUGCCUAUAGCACUGCUUUUAGAACAUCUCACUGCUCAGAAAACCGGGGAGCACAUAACAAUAUUAUGCAAUUCUACAAACAAUAUUAUAUUCAAUAUAAUGAUAUAAAGGAAACUGCAGAAGACUGAAUAGACAUUGCACACCAACAAAAAUAAAUUUGUUACUUAUAUUACUCUACUAUGAAAUUUCAAUAAGAAAGAAUUUCCUAUAAUCAUUAGAGUUAUCUCUGGGAAACUCUAAAUCAGGGAAGGGGACCCUGUAGCCCUAAAGAUGCUGUUGGAUGUCAUCUCCCAUCACCCCCAGCUAGCAUGGACAAUAGUUAGGGAUGCUGACAGUUUUGAGCCCAGCAACAACAUCUGGACUGCCACAGGUUCCCCAUUGCUGCCUUAAAUCCUAGGUUUUUUGACAUCAAAGAAAUUUACCAAACAUACAAUAUGCCCCCCACUCUGGUUUUUUCUAUCUUAAAGUUUUUUUGUUCAGACCCAUAUAACCCUAGUUGCCACUUCAUAGAUUCCAAGGACAUCUGAUAAGGCUGUAGCAUCUUCUGAUCUGGUGAGAUAAAAUACUUAUUUUUGGUGCAGAGGGAUAACCCAUGGAACCAUUUAUAUGGCGUGCGAUCUUGUGUACUGUUAUUUGAUAAAUAGACUGACUCCUAUUCCCAGGUCCAAGGACCUAGACUAUGGUUCUAGUCUACAGAUAUAAUUAAAUUGAAAUCACACAUUCAGAGGAAUUAUAUCUAAAUUAAUUCCUUCAGUUUACACCAGAUUCUUUGGUUUUUGGGAGAUGAAUGUCGUCACCAUGCCCUACUAGAGUGAUUCCCAAGGGCAUGUGUUCCACUGUUGGAGAAAAGAAUGCUGAACUAGAUGGGCCCCUAGUCUGAUUCAGCAUGGCCACAAUGUUAAUUAUGACAAAAGUUUUGACCAUGUUCUAGAAAUAUAAAUUAUGAGAUGAAGAAUAACUGCAAUAGUUGAAACUAUUUAAAAAUAGAGGUUAAUAAUACAUAGAUAUUAUAUUCAGUAUACAUUUUCAGCUACUUCAAAAAAUAAAAAGUAAUGUCUUUCUUAUUUGCAAAUUAAUACCAGGAGGUCAUUGUUCUCAGAGUUAUCUGAUUGAGUAUCCAGUUCUAAGAGAACUUUUCUCUUUUUCUUUGUUCCUUCUUCUGAAAGUUGAUUGGUGCUUUCUCUUAGCAUUUUAUAUUUUGGAGGUGUUUUUACAGUGUAAGUCUAUGAAAUAAACACAAUUUUAAGAACUCACAUUGCUACUGUAACUUUAACACAUUUUUUUAAACAAACCUAGAAACCUAAGGGGAUUUGUGGAUCUUCCUUGAUUGAUCAAGUUGAAAAACAUUUAGAAUGACGAGACAGGAAAAUAUUUCUCCUAAAGGGAUAUGUGUAGACCAUAAAGGUGUGGUUCCUACAAACAUUCUUACAAACAUCCCAGAAGACAUUUUUGUUAUGAAAUAAAUGCAUAGUUACAGUUC